Molecule: messenger RNA, 720 nt
Organism: Clonostachys rhizophaga
Lineage: Eukaryota; Fungi; Ascomycota; Sordariomycetes; Hypocreales; Bionectriaceae
Source: the annotation of a GenBank genome assembly
AUGGAACCAUUGAGCUCCUUCCGUCAAAUCACUUUUGCCAUCUCCAUCAUAGUCUCCCUCAUUGGAAGCUUCGUCGCCCUAUCACCUCCUAAUCCCUCCACCAACGCCAUUCCUCGAACUGGAGACCUACUCCGGCGCGUUGGAAUCACGAGUAAGCAUGCGACUAAGAUCGUCCUGGCACCUGUAGGUGUUCUCGCACUUCAUGCCUCGGCACUCGCUUUCUACGCCCCAGACAUCCCACCACGUCUCUUCGGUUAUGGCCGCGAAAAUGGGCUCAACAAAGACCUCAUCACCUGGUCGGCGUCAACGUCGGUCCCUAUCUGCCUAAUCCUCCUUGUUGGCGUUCCCCUCCGCCUCAUGUCCUACUCAUAUCUAGGAACAAACUUUACGUUUGCCCUUGCAGAGCCAGAUCGCCUCACCACGACAGGUAUCUACAGAUACGUGCAGCACCCGAGCUAUACCGGUCUUUCCGCCAUCAUGGUUUCCACAAUCGCGCUGUUUGUUCGAUUUGAUGGCGCCGUGUGCUGCUGGAUCCCGCCGUCCCUGUACCCAGCCGCGAGAAAGCUUUGGUUUGUCGUCGCACCAGUGUUCAUCGCUGCUGGUCUGCUCGGCGUCAAGAUGCGUGUUAAGCAGGAGGAGGAGAUGCUUAGGGAUACAUUUGGGAGGAAAUGGGAAGAGUGGCAUGCGAGGACCCCAAGAUUUCUACCAUGGUUAUUUUAA